This is a messenger RNA of Coffea arabica (coffee), 4811 nucleotides long. RefSeq names its product putative late blight resistance protein homolog R1A-3. Gene Ontology annotation, molecular function: ADP binding. The record is from RefSeq and is a predicted model, not a curated record. Lineage: Eukaryota; Viridiplantae; Streptophyta; Magnoliopsida; Gentianales; Rubiaceae. Gene Ontology annotation, biological process: defense response to other organism.
AGAGUCGAGAGGAGGAAGGGUUCUCGGAUGAAGAAUGGGGUAAGUAUGGAUAGGGACCAGACAUGCUUCGAGCAAACCAUUAGGAUAGUGGUCAAAAGAGGUGGCGGCUGUGUUUGAGAAACAGAUUAGCUAACGCAUGUGCAGUGGGGUCGUUUUUUUUUUUCUGUCAAUUUGUCAUUUAUUUUCUGGACACUAGCAAUCAAUGUACAGAAAAGUAGAGAGCACUUGUUUUUGAGGUUUCGCAGAUCUUUCUUAUCUCCUUUCAUAUUUGAGAUCUGUUUCAUCUCUUAAAUUGAGAUCGAUACCUUCUGGUUCCCUUGUUAAUCUUCCUUUUAUUAGAUGGCCUCCACUAGUAUCACUUGUAUUUCUUCCAUCUUGGAUGAUCUGCAAGUGCUGGAGAACGAUUGUCCAGAAUUUCCAAAUGGGCAGCAGAAGUACCUGAAACGCAUGCUAAGAUAUCUGAGAACAUUUCUUCUGUGUGCGAGAAAAUACAGCAACGAUUAUGUGCAAUUACCAUUCGACAACAAAAAGAACCAGGCAGAUAAUCAUAAAGCAAGCCUAGAAGCUCUGGCAGUUCGGAUUGGAGAUGCCAUUCCCAAGUGGGCAAAGGAGAUCCAAUCUUCUGAUCAGCCUUGGGAUGCGGUCCAUGAUUUAGAAAAAGACAUUAAAUCCUUCGAACAAGAAAUUUGCGAAUGGUAUGUCUUUUUCUUGGGUUCCUCGUCACAGCAGUCCAGUAAUUCGGUCGUUCGAAAAGAUGACCUCAUGGAAUUCAUGGAUUCUCUUCUGGAGAAUCUAGUGAAUUAUUGGUCACGGAUUUGGCCGGCACAUGAAGUUGGACUAAUUAAAGCCCUUGAAGAGAAGCUGGCGUUCAUGAAAAACUUGAUCCGUUUUGUCACACUGUAUGGCGUUGAAAACACAGAAUUGGGACCUUUGUUGGUUCACACUGAAGCUGUGACUAUCAAUGCAGCACGCCUCUCUUAUAAGUGCCAGUUUAAGAAGGGUUUCGGACCGCCCAAGGAUGUCCAGGAAAGCAUUUCGGAACUGCUGCAGAAGAUUAUUCCUGUUGAACUGCAAGUCCUUGAGACUUGUAUCAAGGCCCUGACUGCUUCAAAGUUAUCAAGACAAUCAUACGGAGACACAGAUGAGCAUCUGUUGAGAGACUUCUUCCAUUCUCUCCUGUGUAAUCUUUGGGAGAAACUAAAGCAUGGUACUUGUCCUGUGAUUUUGCAGCAACUACAAAUGUUUUACGAGGGGCUAAAUUCCUUGAGAACCAUUUUGAAGGAGAAGCCGAAGGAGUUUGAUGAGAAAGUGAGAGAUCCUGCUCGAGUCGUGAACUGUUAUCGAGGAGAUUUUAUUUCUCCACUCUCUUUGAAUGCAAUCAAAGAUGCCAUACAAGCCAAGGAUAUGGAUAUUGUGUGUUCUGAGUUAUUGGAAAUAAUUAAGCUCAUCGAUGCAGUAAUCACAGAGAAGUGUCCAGAAUCAUCAUCAUUCAAUUUUCCUAAGACCAAUGGACUGGGCUUUGUUGAUUCCCUUCUAGAAAAGAUGAUGGAUGUGACAAGUUCUGAGGCUGGCUCGAUUGCUUUGAUCGAUCAUCCAAUUCAAAAAGUCCAGGAAAAACUUGUUUGUUUACGCUCUUUGCUGAGGAAAAUUGUGGAGCUGCGCAAUGAAGACGAGGAGGUCCAGGCAAUUUGGGAUCGUAUUGUUGGGGUGGCAUAUAGGAUAGAGUUUCUUAUUGACUCCUUAAUAACUGGAAAUAUCAUACAUUCUUCUUCAAUGUCCAUUCAUUCCAUUUUAGAUGAAAUGAACAUCAUUAAAGCUGCGGCCUUGAAGAUUUGUGAUAGCGGAACACUUGGUGAAAAAGUUAAGGAAGUAACGAAGAGAUUCAAUCACAUGCCACAACAGGGAAGUAAGCCAAUAGUCAAUGAUGUGGUGGUGGGAUUCGAGGAUGAGAUGGCAUCGAUAAUCAAUCAACUCAGAAAUGGAUCACGCCAAGUGAAAAUUGUUUCCAUUGUGGGUAUGCCGGGAUGCGGUAAGACAACUUUGGCUAGAAAAGUGUACAAUGAUUCUUCAGUGAAGUCCCAUUUUUAUGAGCGUGCUUGGUGUACUGUUUCUCAAAUAUAUCACAAGAGAAAUCUGUUGCUUCAAAUUUUGACUUGUAUUGAGUCCAAGCUUCCUGAGGAUGUUUUUAAGAUGGGUGAAGAAGAUCUGGCUCUUCAAGUCAAAAGACGUUUGCUGAAAAACAGAUAUCUCAUUGUUUUGGAUGAUGUAUGGGACAUUGAUGCAUGGAACGGAUUGGAAGCCUCAUUCCCGGAUGAUGGAAAUGGAAGUAGAGCUAUCUUGACAAGUCGGCUCCGUGGUGUUGCUCCGCAAGACAAACUCGACCAAGAACCACAUUCUCUUCGUCAACUCACUCCUAAUGAGAGCUGGGAUUUGCUAAAAGGGAAGUUAUAUCCUGGUCAAGAUUUGGCUCCUCCAGAACUCUGUGAAAUUCGACAGCAAGUAGUGGAAAUGUGUCAAGGACUACCUCUUACGGUUGUCAUUCUUGCCGGAAUUCUCUCAAGGAUGGACCGAUAUGGUUGGAAAGAAGCUGUGGAAGGUUUAAGUUCAAGGAAUGUUUCUAGUACGGAACAGUGUACUGCUACAUUAGAGCUGAGUUUCAAACAUUUACCUGAUACUUUGAAGGCGUGUUUUCUUUAUUUUGGAGCCUUUCCAGAAGACCAUGAACACAAUACCAAGAGGUUGAUUUCUCUGUGGGUCGCUGAAGGAUUUGUUCAAAAAACUCAGCUCAAGAGAUCAGAGGAUGUGGCCAAUGAUUACCUGAUGGAACUUAUUGGCAGAAGCUUAGUCAUAGUUUCGAAACCAAGAUCCAUUGAUGGGGUCAAAGCUUGUCGCAUUCACGAUUUGUUAUAUGAGUUUUGUGUGACAAAAGCCAAAGAAGAAAAGCUUUUGCAGCUGGUACGUAGGUAUGAUGACUUAUCUGCUUUCACCGUGCCAUGCUACCUGCGCCGCUUAUGCAUUGAUUCUAAGGUCGAGCACUUAGACAACUUGAGGUUAUGUUCUCCUGCCAUACGCAGUCUAUUAUUAUUCAGUCACGAUGAAGGCAAUGGAAGUUGUUUUGACCUUCGAUUCAUUUUUCACAUCAUAAAACUUGUCAAAGUGUUAGAUUUGAGCCAAAUUAAACUAGAAGGCAUCUUUCCUAGAGAACUAGAACUGCUUGUUCACUUGAGGUACUUGGCAAUUCUAGGUAAUGGCAGUCCCGUCCCAGCAUCAAUAAGUUAUCUCACCAACUUGGAAACUUUGAUUUGGCGAAAUUCCAGGAGUCAUGGUUCAGUUUCAUUGCCAGAUACUAUAUGGAACCUGAAGAAAUUAAGGCAUUUACAACUAAUGGACGAGGUCGAUAAGAAUUAUCAUUUUAGAUUCCCUGAGAACAACCUUGACAACUCUUCACAGUUGUGUGACUUAGAUAUCUUGUCCUGUCUAAGCCUCAAUCCUCGGAAGAACAUCAACAAGUUGUUGAGAAAGUUUCCAAAUAUCCGCAAGCUGAGAAGCUCUCUUUAUCUCGAUAAGGGCUGUGAAUAUCAUGUAGCAAUGGAUUGUCUAAGUCAUUUGGAAUCACUCAGUCUGAGUUGCGUUGUUUACGGCGGUGACCGAUAUCAGUUAGAUUUCCAAUUUCCUUUGACCAUUAAAAAAUUGACCCUAUCUUAUUUUCGCUUGCCAUGGAGCAAAAUGGCAGCAAUUGGAAAUCUACCCAAUCUUGAGGUGCUCAAAUUACUCAAACAAGCCUUUGAGGGGGAAAUAUGGGAAAUGGAAGCAGAGAAGUUCCCUAGUGUUCGCUUCUUGAAAUUAGCUUCCUUGAACAUUGUGAAGUGGACAGCCUCCUCCGAGUAUGAAUACGAGGACCAGUACUAUUUUCCUCGUCUCCAGAAGCUAGUGUUGGAAAGCUGUGAUGCAUUGCAGGAGAUCCCUUCUUGUUUGGGAAAUAGUUCAACUCUUGAAAUAAUUGAGGUGUCAAAAUGUCCCAACUGUACCAGUUCAUUGGAGGAAAUUCAGGAAGAGCAAAGAAGCAAUGGAUAUACCGAUCUGAAGAUCCUUAUCUCAUAAUGGACGAUUGAUCUUCUCAAUAUUGGAAGGCGGCAAAUUUUUGGCGGAGAUCCCUUCUUGUUUGAAAAAUAUAUCAACUCUUGAAAUAAUUGCGGUGUCUAAAUGUCCCAACUCUAAUAUUUCAGUGGAGCAAAUUCAGGAAGAGCAAUUAAGCAGGGGAAAUACCCAUCUGAAGAUCCUUAUUUCACGAUGGAUGACUGAUCUUUUCAAGUGUGUUUGGUUUGGUUAUCUGUAUCAGUAUGGCAUCAAGAUGAAGUUGUUCUUUUUUCCAAUUAGUAUUGGAAGGCUGCAAAUUUUUGGAGGAGAUCCCUUCUUGUUUGGGAAAUAGUUCAACUCUUGAAAUAAUUGAGAUGUCUAAAUGUCCCAACUCUACAAGUUACAGUUACAGCAAAUUCGGGAAGAGCAAAUAAGCAUGGGAUAUACUGAUCUGAAGAUCCUUAUUUCAUAAUGGAUGACCGAUAUUCUCAAGUAUGUUUGGUUUGGGCAGCCACUUCAUUGUACUUCUUUUUUCUUUGACAGUCCAUUGCUUCUGCACUACUAAUGGUCUUGUGUCUCUGUUCAGCAUCAAGAUCAAGUCAUUCUUGUCUUCUUUGUAAGUUUUUCGUUUUUCCUGUGACAGAAUCUUGUAGUGGGAUAUCACUUCCCAAGUUUGAUGUUGUUUGUAAAGAUUCAAGUGGAUUUGUCUCAAAUAAGAGUCAGGUUUUCAAGAA